Gastrolobium bilobum is the source of this 2357-nucleotide messenger RNA. RefSeq names its product wall-associated receptor kinase 2-like. Gene Ontology annotation, molecular function: protein serine/threonine kinase activity; polysaccharide binding; calcium ion binding. Bases 1 to 2241 code for a protein of 746 amino acids. The transcript is spliced from 3 exons. Gene Ontology annotation, biological process: cell surface receptor signaling pathway; protein phosphorylation. NCBI's taxonomy places the organism in Eukaryota, Viridiplantae, Streptophyta, Magnoliopsida, Fabales, Fabaceae. Gene Ontology annotation, cellular component: plasma membrane. The record is from RefSeq and is a predicted model, not a curated record.
AUGGCUAAACAGCUGCUGCAGCUGCUAAUUGUUGUGAUCAUUUUUUCAGCGACUCAAACUCAAACUCAAUCCAUUCCAAUGCAAAAACCGAACUGCCCCAACAACUGUGGCUCCCUUACCAUUCCCUUCCCAUUUGGCACCACCGAGGAAUGUUCACUAGAUAGCUCAUUUAUCAUCACAUGCAACCAAACCUCUUCACCACCCACACCUUUCUUGAGCGAAAGUAAUACAACUGUGCUAAAUAUCUCACUCAACGGUGAACUGCAGAUUUCAUAUCCUGUAGCCAGCGAUUGUUACACUGAAGGAGGCAAGCGUGUGAACCAAACAAUUCAAGACCUCAAUCUGAAACAUUUUCACAUCUCUUCAAAACGAAACAAGUUCACCGUGGUUGGUUGUGACACGCUUGCACUUGUUCUCGGAGUUGAAUCUGAUCAGGGAAAGAACUACACCACUGGAUGUAUCUCUCUGUGCAAUAGGCGUGAUGAUAUUGUAGCUAAUGGUUCUUGCUCUGGCACUGGUUGUUGUGAGACUUCAAUACCUGAAGGUCUAUCGGGUUUUGCCUAUAUUUCUACUAGCUUGAAUAACCACACCGACGUGCUUGACUUCAAUCCAUGCGGUUAUGCUUUUCUGGUGGAAGAAGGAGCCUACAGCUUCUUGUCCACAGACCUCGUCCACUUUGAGAAGACAACGUUUCCUGUUGUGUUGGAUUGGGCAGUGGGGAACCAAACGUGCCAAGAAGCUCGGAAAAAUGUUUCAAGUUAUGCCUGUGUGUCACAGAACAGUGAAUGUUUCAAUGCAACGGAGGGACCUGGUUACCUCUGCAACUGCUCUCAUGGUUUUCAAGGAAACCCUUACCUCCCUCAUGGUUGCCAAGAUAUUAAUGAAUGCGCGGAAUCAAACGAAUGCAUUGAUGGGGCAAAAUGCAUCAACGUUCUUGGGGGCUACAAUUGUUCUUGUCCGAAAGGAUAUGAAGGAGAUGGCAAAACAACAUGCCAUCGCAAACCCAGGAGAGAUAUCAUACUGAUUAUUGCUUUGAGUGUGAGUGUAAUGGUCAUAGCACUGCUCAUUGGAAGCUUUUAUGUGUAUUGGGCAUUGAAGAAGAGAAAGCUCAUCAAACUUAAAGAACAAUUUUUUCAACAAAAUGGUGGCUUAUUAUUCCAACAACAGAUAGCAAGGCAUAGAGGGUCAACUGAAACAGCUAAAGUCUUCACUGAGGCGGAGUUAAAGGAUGCCACCAACAACUUUGAUGAAGGAAGAGUCCUAGGCCAAGGUGGCCACGGAACAGUUUACAGAGGAAUAUUACAUGAUAACAGAACUGUAGCAAUAAAAAAGUCCAAAAUCAGUGACCCAAGCCAGAUUGAGCAAUUCAUCAAUGAAGUGGUCCUUCUUUCACAAAUCAACCAUAGGAAUGUGGUAAAGCUCUUGGGCUGUUGUCUAGAGACACAAGUUCCCUUGCUUGUUUAUGAAUUCAUCCCCAAUGGUACUAUCCAUGAGCAUCUUCAUGAUCAAAGCAAUUCUAUAAAACUUACAUGGAAAACAAGAUUGAGAAUAGCAACAGAAGCUGCAGGGGCCCUGGCAUACUUGCAUUCUUCUAUUUCUACACCAAUCAUACACAGAGAUGUGAAAACUACAAAUAUACUACUUGAUCAUAAUCUCAUUGCAAAGGUUUCUGAUUUUGGAGCUUCAAGGAUUGUUCCUCUUGAUAAAAAUCAGCUAACCACUUUGGUGCAGGGGACACUGGGUUAUCUUGAUCCAGAAUACUUUCAGACAAGCAAUUUAACAGAGAAGAGUGAUGUCUAUAGUUUUGGGGUUGUCUUAGCAGAGUUACUGACAGGAAAGAAGGCACUCUCAUUUGAAAGGCCAGAGGAAGAUAGAAACCUUGCAGUUUACUUCCUUUCUUCUCUGAAAGAGGGUAUGUUACUUAACAUUGUGGACAGCCAUAUAACAGAUGAUGCAAAUGUUGAGCAACUAAGGGUAGUUUCCGAUAUUGCAAAAAGGUGUUUAAGGGUGAGGGGAGAGGAGAGACCCACCAUGAAAGAAGUGGCAAUGGAACUUGAGGGGCUAAGAGUUACGGAAAAGCACCGGUGGGAAAGUGUCAAUUUGUCUUCAGAAGAGACUGAGAAGUUGCUCAAAGCAGCACCAUCUGCUUUCAAUGUGGAAGAUAGUGCUGGUGGAAGUGGCGUUACUUAUGGCUUUGAUAGCAUAAACCGGAUUUCGAUUUCAUUGGGUGGUGGAAGAUGAUUACUGUUGUUGGAAGUGAACUAUUUUGGUGAAAGAAUAGGGGAAUUGAUACAAACCCAAAGCUAACUCCCACGUAGCAAGCACGUUUUCAUUUUCAGUUUUCUAGGAUGUAUUUC